This is a messenger RNA of Penicillium malachiteum, 1563 nucleotides long. RefSeq lists its product as uncharacterized. Lineage: Eukaryota; Fungi; Ascomycota; Eurotiomycetes; Eurotiales; Aspergillaceae. The coding region runs from base 1 to 1563 and encodes 520 amino acids. The record is from RefSeq and is a predicted model, not a curated record. The transcript is spliced from 4 exons.
AUGUCUAAGAGCAAGACGUCAAAUUCUACCGGUGAGACUGGAAAGACCAACGGCGAGACUGAAAAUACUAAUGGCAAGGUCCAUGACAACACCACCAAGGUCACGAAGACGAAGAAGGACAAGAAGAAGAAAGAUGGAGAAAAGAAGGAUAUGAAGACAAACGGUGAGAAGGCAAAUGGUACGAAGACAGAUGGUAAAAAGAAGGAGGAUGACAUGGAGAUUGACGAUGAUGUUGGGACCGACCUAAACGACUUGGGUGAGGAUGACUCAGAUGUCACAGACCUCACAGAUAUCUCGAUGGCAGAUGAUGAUCUUAAUGGCACUACUGUUGGGGCUCCAAAAAGAUGGGUUGAUGAUGAGCCCGAUAUCGAUGAGGAUGAUGUUGAGGCGCAGAUUACACGUUGUCAAGAACGUAUUAUAGAAGGAAAGAUGCAAGAGUACUACGGAGACAAAUUGAAGAUGCUUGUAAAGAAGAAAUUACAUCGAGAUGAUACCAUGGCAAGAUGGCCCAAAAUGUCUUUCCAAGUAGCAAAGCGACUGGAUUUUUUCAAAGGCCUCAAAGAACAUCUUCAUGAGAACGGAGAUAAGCACAAAGUCCGUUCGACAAUAGAGGCAAUCAUGAAGCAAUAUCUGACAAAGAAUCUGGACUGGGUUCCAGGAAGUGUCACAUAUUGGUCUUAUGGAAAACAACUCACUCAGCCAAAGCCUUUUGACUGGGAUGAGUUCCUCGAUUUGAAUACCGAAUAUGAAGGUUGGUCAGGAUUUUGGGUUGAAGGGGUUCCAAUUGCCCUCCGAAUCAUUCGACGACCAGUACAUUCAGGCGAGAUGGGAAACACAACGAUAGAUCCUAACUGGAACCGAGAUGAACACCGUCCCACGCUACACCAAAUGCGCUACCGGCAAAGCAGAGUUCCAUUAAAUCCAGUGGAUGAUGAUGAUGAUCCGCUCGCUGGCUCCCAGCCUCCCAUUAGACCUCUUAUAUUGCCUGGCCCUUUACAGUCGACCUACUAUGAUCCACAGGACCCCCAUGAGCAUCAGAUCAUUUGGAUGAAUGACGAUACUGGAUCUGAUAUAUGUACAUUAAACCAAUCAGACAUUGACAGUCUGGUACUGAAGGCUCAAGAACAGCACGAGGAUGCCGAAUUACCACCUCUACUGGGUUAUAUCCAGACUUGGGUCGGAGGAAAGACAUUUUACGAGGUAGCCAGAACGUUGCAGAUCAACUUGCGGGGUGGUGAUGGAAAAUUAAUGAUGAAGAAAUGGGAUAACAUAGAAGUUGCCAUAGCGGAGGAUGAUGCAGAUCCACAAAUCUAUGAGCCCAUCAGAUUGAUAGGACCUUGGUUGAGACACAGAUUUUACACUGCGACAAGUCCCGAUGGCACGAAUCGUCUUUAUAUUGUGAAGAAGAUGCGAAGACUUUUCCAUCUAAAUCAUGUAAAUAUUGGAUAUUCGGGUCUCUUGCCAGGUUUGACUGUAACCCAAACCAUGGGGCGAGACGAAAUUGCAGCGAGUGGAGGCCACAUGAGACGGCGACGCCAAACAGUCCCUCCCGCGGACUCCUAA